AACUUAAGAGGAUUAGGCAGCCUAGCGACUUUACACAAUUCUCCUCCUUUUUUAUUUUUAAUUGGAUUAUUUACAGCAUCUUAAAGAUGAGCUGGAAUCCUUUUCAAAAACAUGUUAUUAUGCCUAGAACAAAUGCGAUCUCCAAAAUGGAGGAAAAGGAAUUUGAGAAAGAAGUUCGAAGAAUAGAAAUGCUUCAGGAAAACUCGAGAAAACUAUACAAAGAUAUGAAAAAUGUUCAAGAGGCUUUAAGUGAUCAAUCAAAAAUAGAAAGUAAAUUGGCAAAUGAAAUGUCAAGUUCAGGUAGAGAUAAUGAUGAAUUAAAGGUACUAUUCGAUGCAUGGUAUGCUCAAGUAACUAUUCUAACCAGUCUAACUGGAGAGCAAGUUACAAAUAUUCAGAAAACAUUUACGGAACCAAUGAAAAAAUUUACACAAUAUUUUCCAAGUACUCUUCAGGCAAUCAGUAAAAGAAAUCAAUCACUUUUUGAAUAUAGCAAAUGCUUUAGUAAAGUUGAAAAAUACCAAGGUAGAGAAAGGACUGGAAGUAAUGUUGUUAAACUUGAAAAUAGCAAACGAAUGAUGGAUAAGUGCAGAAAAGAAUAUGAAACGCAACAGAAAAUACUAAAAUUAUCGCUACCGCAAUUUUAUGAGACCAGAGUGGAUUAUGUUAGGCCAAGUCUUCAUUCGUUUAUUCAAAAUCGCUUAAAUUAUGCAACUGAAGCUCAUAAAAGAUACGAACAAGCUGCUAAUAGCAUAUGUGUAAUUAUUCCUUCGGAUGAAGAUUGCAUUGAGGGCAUUGAAAAAAACCUUUGUGACAUUAAGGCCUUAUCAAUAACUGCAGACGAUUGAAAGUGAAUUUCUAAAUCUCUAAGCAAAUUUUUAGCUGUUGAAUUUUUAUUUUAGAAAUUUUAUUUUAGAAAAAGUUUCAUGCAAUAAAGCUGAUAUUUGGGAUCUGUUUUUAUUCAAUAUGUAUCUCUUGACAACCCUUUUCCAAAGGAAUAUUAACCCUAUUAGAGUUGUUUUAUCUGAAGAGCUGAUUCUGGAUUUUAUCUAAUUAAAAGGAGCUCUACUCUAGUAGAUAAAAAUCAUUCAUUUAUUUAGUUUUUUGGUAAUGCUGCUCCAUAAAUUUUACUGAUUGAUAGUACGGUGAUUUCAUUAUCAUUCAUUCUAAUGUAAUGAUUAAUACAAGUCA
Dimorphilus gyrociliatus is the source of this 1191-nucleotide messenger RNA. The record is from the annotation of a GenBank genome assembly. NCBI's taxonomy places the organism in Eukaryota, Metazoa, Annelida, Polychaeta, Dinophilidae.